This is a messenger RNA of Bombus huntii, 1482 nucleotides long. RefSeq lists its product as uncharacterized. The record is from RefSeq and is a predicted model, not a curated record. NCBI's taxonomy places the organism in Eukaryota, Metazoa, Arthropoda, Insecta, Hymenoptera, Apidae. Gene Ontology annotation, molecular function: microtubule binding. The transcript is spliced from 3 exons. The coding region runs from base 541 to 1296 and encodes 251 amino acids. Gene Ontology annotation, cellular component: axoneme. Gene Ontology annotation, biological process: regulation of cytoskeleton organization.
GAAAAAUCCUUUUAUCGAUGCGAAGUAUGUGUUUGAUUAAAAAAAUGAUCAAAAAAUGAUUCUAUAUAGUAGGAUCCAACUUCAAAUAAAAGAAAAAUGUCAAUUUUAUGACGAUUUUUAACUAAAUAUUUCGAACGAAUACCAUCAAAAAAUAAGAUUUAUCGUACUAAUAAAUUCUUCUACGACCUAUAUCAAUGUAUAGUGCAAAAUUUUGCACAUUGUAGAAAAAAUAUCUUCGAUACAACCUUGUAUCUCUUCCAUUGCGUUUAUUAAAUUAAUUUCAGAAUAUAGUAACACAAAUAUCUAUCAUACAUACAGAAAUGGCCGAAGAAAAUAAGAAGGAUACCAAAAAUCAAGUAGAAGAAUUGUACGCAUGGAUCUCUAAGAUUCCACUUUCAAAAUCAACAAAGAAUUUAUCUAGAGACCUUUCGGAUGCUGGUAGUUAUAGCACGAAACAAUUAUUCCGAAAUUCAUUUAGCUUCUUGUAAUUAAAAUAAUAAGGAAACCUGUUCCUUAGUAAUAAUAGCGGAAAUCCUUAAAAUGUAUUACCCUCGCUAUGUUGACCUCCAUAAUUACGUACCAGCCAACAGUUUAACUACGAAGACAGAAAAUUGGAAAGUGUUAAAUCGAAAAGUACUAAAUAAAAUUGAUAUGAAAUUAACUAAAAAUGUUAUUAAUCAGUUAGUAAACUGUCAUCCUGGAGCUGCUGAAAAUAUGUUAUUAGAAAUAAGAAAGAAAAUUAUAAAAGAUGGAAUUGAGCCCCGGAAUCUUCAGGACCUACCACAAAAUGACUCUAUCGAAGAAGGCAACAAUAUAAAAGUUAUGGCAAAGUUAUCAAAGAAAUCAAUGUCAAGUCCUACUGGUCACCCAAUUUUGAAGGCUCUUGAUUGUAAGAGAUCAAUAUUUACACGCGCCAAAGAAAUGUUCUACUUUAUAUUGGAAUGGCUCAUAAGUUGGCUAUACACCUGGAAUUACUUUCAAAAUAUAAAGUUUCAAUUAGAGAAUCAAAAUUCGUUGAAAGAAGAUGCCGAGGCGUCUAGAACACAAAGAACAUCGGAGAAUAUCAACGAAGAAGACGCUGUUCCUCGUCACGUAUACGCGCAAUUAAGACGAAAAAUCCGGAAGAUCGACGAUAUUAUCUGCACUCUAAAUCACAAGCUUGCGUACCUUGAGAGCACGAUAAAGCUGAAAGACCUGCGAAUAUCCAACCUAACGUCGGAGAUCAUAGACAACACUGUGGAAUCCAAGCAAUUUGCAAAAAACCAAAUAAACGAUGCACAAACUUCGAUCGCAUAAUGUUCAGAAAAAAGUAAAAAUAGAGAAACAGUGCCAAUGAUACUAAAUAAAUACAAUUACCAUAGAACUAAUUCGGAUACUUGUCGCUUUAUUUUUUUUUAAGAUGAUGUACAUUAAUUCUCCACGUAUGAUAUAGAUAUACUAGUUACAAUCAUAAAAUUUUUAUGUACUUUUACUUUCACAUAA